This is a messenger RNA of Cooperia oncophora, 432 nucleotides long. The record is from the annotation of a GenBank genome assembly. NCBI's taxonomy places the organism in Eukaryota, Metazoa, Nematoda, Chromadorea, Rhabditida, Trichostrongylidae.
CUGAGAAGUCGUUGUCUCAGACUUAAUGCUGCUCUUGGAAUCGAACAUCCAAUUUUUGCUCCCACCACAGUUCAAGGGAUAUUUGAAGCAAUAGCAACGUCGGAACCGUCGCCAUAUUAUGUGCUAAUGAGCUACUUGAUGAGAGGUGCAUGGGAAGAAGCGGUGGAUUGGAUGUAUUCCUAUAGUGUGGAUAUUGAAAAGAAACAAGGAGCCAAAGUGCAGUCACUAUUCCGUUUCUUUGGUCUUGUCACAAGUGUGUGCUGUAUUCUAAAGAAUGAGCAUGAUGAGAGUCAUGGCAAGAAUCUCAUUGGGCGUAUGAUUGAAGUGAUGAGGCAGAAACAGGCCUUCAGCUUGAUUCCAUUUUACGCUGCGUUGCUGCCGAAGGAUGACGGUCUGAGACGAAUCUGGAAUGUAAUGCCAGGUGAGGAUUAG